Messenger RNA from Ricinus communis (castor bean), 1824 nucleotides. RefSeq names its product mitogen-activated protein kinase kinase kinase 18. The record is from RefSeq and is a predicted model, not a curated record. The coding region runs from base 579 to 1652 and encodes 357 amino acids. Gene Ontology annotation, biological process: protein phosphorylation. The transcript has a single exon. Lineage: Eukaryota; Viridiplantae; Streptophyta; Magnoliopsida; Malpighiales; Euphorbiaceae. Gene Ontology annotation, molecular function: protein kinase activity; ATP binding.
GAUCAGAUAUAGUUCCACAACUCUCGGAUAGCCAAUCAUUUUCUUUGUCUCCUGAUAAUAGAAAACAAACUUCCCUUUUAAAUAAUCCAACAUCCUGUAUAAAAUUUGUCUCUCCAUCAUCUUGUCUAACCACUAUUUUAUCUUGAAGGUUGCCUUAGCAAAUAUACUAUCCUUUCUAAGAGCGGUUUCCGGUUCUAGGAAACCGCUCUUCUCAUUAAUUGAAUGAUACUAAAUUUCAUUAACACAUUUCUUGUUCAUUUCCAUUUCCUUGACUCAUUGUGUUUUUCUUGAUUAUACAUACGUUUUCUUGUAUUCUUUCAUAUUUUACAUACGUUGUUUUUGUUGUUCUUUUUGGGUAUUGAGUACUAGUUUUAAUUUGAUUAUACUGGUCAUUUCGUAUCUCUAUAGCAAUUCAACGUUAUCAAACUGGAUAAGUUUGAGAACUGGAUGCAUAGAACAGGAUUAUCAGUUUCCUACUUUGAGUUGGGUCAGUGUGCCCGAUUCAGGAUUCAGAAACUAGAUUGUUGUUGUUGUUAUUGUUGUUUGUAUUCUAUUCAUAAUCGAAAGAAGAAAAGGAAAUGGUCAGGAUUCACAAAUGCUCAUCUCCACAGCCUGGUGAAUGGGUGAAAGGCAAAGUUAUUGGAUCAGGAUCACACGGUAACGUUCAUUUGGCUAUGAAUAAGUCCACUGGAGAACUCUUUAUUGUUAAGUAUUCGCAAUCCAAAAACUCUAUUCGAUCCUUAGAGAAUGAGGCUAAUUUUCUUGAGAGUUUGAAUUCACCUUAUGUUGUUCGGUAUCUAGGAAGGAACUCAUCAAAAGGAUCAUCAAAUGAUGGAAAGACAUUAAGUAUUUUCAUGGAGUACAUGCCUGGAGGCAGUUUAUCAGAUGUUGCGGAGAAAUUUGGAGGAGCACUUGAUCAGGAAGUUAUUCGUUUGUAUACUAGAGAGAUUCUUUGUGGUUUGAAGUAUAUUCAUGAGCAAGGGAUCGUCCAUUGUGAUGUUAAGUGCAAGAAUGUGCUUUUAGGCUCGUCUGGGAACAUAAAAUUGGCAGAUUUUGGAUGUGCAAAGAGGAUAAAAGACGUGGAUAUCAAUGGAGAUUUUUCAGAUUCCUGUCAGGAUAUUGGAGGAACUCCAUUGUGGAUGGCUCCUGAAGUUCUGAGAAAAGAAGAGUUGGAUUUUGCUUCUGAUAUAUGGUCCUUGGGAUGUACAGUUAUUGAAAUGGCCACUGGAAAGGCUCCUUGGUGUGGUCAGGUCUCGGAUCCAAUGGCUGCAGUGUUAAAAAUUGCAUGUAGCGAUGAGAAGCCUAAGUUUCCAACUCAUUUUUCCAAAGAGGGCUUGGAUUUCUUGGCCAAAUGUUUGGAAAGGAAUCCUGAAAGGAGGUGGACAGCAGAAGAACUGCUUGACCAUCCCUUUAUUUCUGGUAAAUCACAGAGGAAAUCUGCCAGUUCGCCAGCAAGUGUUUUCGACUUUGGGAUCUUGGAGGAGGGUUAUGAUUCUGAUGAAUCAGAAAGUCCUUCUGAAGAUGAUUAUCGAGGCAAAAAUCCAUUUUCAACAAGGCAUUGUGAGGAAUGGAAGAGAAUAGAGAAGAGGCAGCAUUCUAUGGAGUCUGAUUUUGGUUCAUCAGAAAAUUGGAUUACUGUUAGAUCAGGUUGAAGAUUGUGUAUAGAGUGAUAAAUUUCAAUGUACAGCUAAUAUAAUAUUUAAGGUAGGCAGUUUUAAAACACUUUUUAAGACCUCUCUCUAAUGGUGAAGUGUAUUGCCAAUGGCAAUGUUCUUUACUAUGGUCUUGUGAUAUGAGCUAAAUAAUACAGUUUUUCAGGCAGUA